CGCUUGAUCUGAUUACCCUGACGGCGGCGAGCAGUCUACCUUAAAAUUAGUUUUUUGUGUUUGAAUUCGCUUUUUCGAAGUUUACAUUUCGAUAUUCACAAUUUGUCCAUGAAGAAAUUCUACUUCAAACAAAAAUCUGCUGAAAGUUUGCACGUUCAUAGGGAAUUCCGUACCGCCACAACAAUGAGUAAUCCUUGAAUAAGUGCAACAGAACAGACAUUCGACCGUCGAACUUCUCUGCACAAACAUUCACAACAUGCCCACGAAAUCACUUCUGUUAUUUUUUUUUCUACAUAUGUUUUCUACGAAAGUACUGGGCGAUGACCCCAACGACCAUCACGCCAACUUUGAAAGACGCAACCUAAACCUGGACGAUUUAGGCGCCCAAAUAUCACGAACAGUUCACGAAAAUCUUAGAUCUGUUCGCGAGAUGGAGUUCCGGUUUAGAGUGAAAUUAGGAAAACAGGGUACGACCAUUGCCACAUUUCCAGAUACACAGUACAUUUUUCGUGAAGGCGUUAUGUAUAAAUGCGACGGUACUAUUGUACAAACGGACGGUUCUUGUUCUGGUACUUUACGUAAACCGGAAUUCAGCAGAAAAGAAGAUUUCUGUUACGCCACUGUUAGUGCAGUUGUUGAUAACUGGUACUGCAUUACGACCGGCGGUGGUGUCAACUUUGCUUAUAGCAAUGGGAAGGGUAAAUGUGAAAGUACGGAUGGCAGGCCUACGCUGCUGGUAUCUGCGGAGGACUACAAGGCGCUGUGCGAAAGUAGAGCGUAUCCUGUUACUUAUAAAUAUUUUACCAAGGAAUUGGACGAUCAUGGUUCUGAUGUGCAUUGUUCCGGCGAGCGGCCUUACGUGUGUACUUUAACGGAAGAAAAAAAUUCCAGUCUUAUGCGCUCGACAGGGUCGACUUUUGAGAAAUAUAGUUUUAUUUUGUUGGCGACAUUACUGCACAUGUUGUUUUUAAGGAUUGUUUUCGUUUAAAAUAAAAUUUUGAAAAAACAGAAACGGGAAUCUGUGUAAAUGUGUCUUUUUAGAUUAUCUGGUAAAAUGACCGCUAAUAGUGUGGUGACCAAAUUUAAAUUAAAAUUUCGUGCUAAAAAAAAACCAACGGCGCGAAAUAGCAUUUGAAUCAAGAACAUCGUUAAACAUAGGCAACCAUGUGCACGUUUAGUUCUUUUCUGGUAGAGGGUUGGUUUGUAGGUAGGAGAGACGUCACUUUUGGUUUGUUGUUGUGAAUGAAACCACGUAGUAAGUUAGCUAGGUUAAGUUUAGUUGCUUUGGUAGUUAAUAAAAUGGAAAGCCUUUGUUUAACUACAAUUAAUCGUAACGACAACGACGCCACAGUUUCCCCAACACGCGUAGCUAAUUCCUAACGUUAUCCCACUCUGGGAAAAGGGCCGGGGAAGUACGAUAGAAUUCAUAAUAUCGUGAACUGGGGUAAAUUUGUGAUAUUCAAAUAUUUGCAUUGAUUCAGAACGUUUAAUUUGAUUUCAUCCACUAAGAAGGUCUUCAACCUGCGUAUCUUAGUCGCAGCUUUGUUUUUCUUUUUUUUUUUGU
Molecule: messenger RNA, 1564 nt
Organism: Zophobas morio
Lineage: Eukaryota; Metazoa; Arthropoda; Insecta; Coleoptera; Tenebrionidae
Exons: 4
Coding region: 257-988 (243 amino acids)
Source: RefSeq, a predicted model, not a curated record